AUGAGUUUCGACGAUGAGUUCCAACAAUUGGUGGAUAGGGAGUUCGAUGAACUCGCUCAAGAGGUGCAACGGGAAGCAGAAGAGGAGGACGUGGCGGCGUUCGUUCGCCCGUUCUAUCAUCGGCGGACCAUCCGCCGUGACCAUGUCGGGGCCGACCAGCGGUUGAUAGAAGACUACUUUGACGGUAACCCCCGUUACCCAGCAGAGAUUUUCCAUCGCCGAUUCAGAAUGUCGCAACAAUUAUUCAUCUGUAUAGCGACUACAUUGGCGCAGCGGUACAAGUGCUUCGCACUGCGCAGUGAUGCUAGCGGCCGACCCGGGUUGUCGACAUAUCAGAAGUAUACAACUACAAUUAGGCAGCUUGCCUAUGCCGGUCCCGCUGAUAUGUUCGACGAAUACCCACAGUUGGGGUCGAACAAUGACAUCAACGUACUGCAUUCGUCUCAUCUCUUCAAUGAUGAGUGUCGGGGUGAGGGUCCGACGGUCAGAUUCAUGGCCAACGGGACGCAGUACAACAGGGCAUACUAUUCAGCCGAUGGGAUAUAUCCUCGUUGGCCCGUGUUUGUUAAGACGAUCCGACAGCCGGUUGGGCCGAAACAAUCCUAUUUCGUGGCCAAACAAGAGGGUGCUAGGAAGGAUGUUGAACGUGCUUUUGGUGUCCUCCAAGCGCGAUGGGCCAUUCUAAGGUGCCCGGUUCGACAAUGGCACGAAAAUGAUGUCGCCUCUAUCAUGUAUGCAUGUAUCAUAUUGCACAAUAUGAUAAUAGAUGACGAAGGAUAUUCUGCAGAGAACUGGGCAUCGGAAGAUGGUGCUAGUACGAGUCACGGUAUUGCAAUCGCCCCACUGCAGAUGGGUGUACCGCGUAGUAAUGCAUACUUGAUCCAACGGUUCGCCGAUAUGCGGAGGGAAACAUCACAUACGACACUGCAGGCUGAUUUGGUCGAAGAGGUUUGGAAUCGUAGAGGAGGAGGGGGUAGAGCGUGA
This is a messenger RNA of Salvia hispanica, 984 nucleotides long. Lineage: Eukaryota; Viridiplantae; Streptophyta; Magnoliopsida; Lamiales; Lamiaceae. The record is from RefSeq and is a predicted model, not a curated record.